UUUCGAGAGAAAGUUAUGAAUUAGAAAUAAAAAAAAAAAAAUAAAGAAAGAAAAAAAAAAGAAAUCAAAAAGAAAAAGGAAAAAUCUACAAAAUAUUUGAAACGAAAGAAAGAUCGUAAAGAAUGAUGUCACGCUAUACUCUUGACAAUAUUAAUUUGCAAGAUUUUAACGGCACGCGUAUCACACGAAUACCCCUCUACGUAUUAAUAAUUUAUAAUAUUCAUUGCUCGUGGCUAUGGUAGCUUUAGUGAGAUACGGAGUUCAUUGGGCAUGUAUCUGUUAGUAUUUAUCUUUAACACCAGAUAUACGUAACACGAGCUAUAAUACAAGCGGAAAUUCUCUGACAUCAUGAGACAAACAUUAUUUCAAAUCGCAUUGCUACAAUCGGAAUCAUCGAUACUAUCCUUAAAAUGACGAUGACAUAACAAAAGAAGCUUUUGUUCAAACGAUAAAAAGAUACUCAAAUUGUAAUACGAUAUAAACCGUGUUCUCGUUUUUAGAGAAAGAGGGUGAAAGUUUCGAGCGUGCUUAACGACUAACCUAAUUAUUAUUUUAAUUUUAAUAUACACUACAGUACAUAUAUAUAUAUAUAUAUAUAUAUAUAUAUAUAUAUGUAAGUGCGUAGAUGUAUAUUAAUAAGUUAGUUUAUAAUAUAUAGUUAUUCAUUUGUAAAUAUUUUCAAAGAACUCGAUACUAUUACAGAAGAAUUUUUCUUAGACGUUCGAAUAAAGUCGAUAUUCGUCGUUCGUCCGAUUUACGCGUAAUCUUUUGUUACACAAUAAGAAUAAAUCCCUACGAAUGGAGAACUUAUUCCGUAUUCUUCGAGACUUGAGACUCCGGGAGUACUUUCACUGGGACACUGAAAAGUCGCGCGUGAUGAGAAUCAGCCGAAAUUUUUCGAAUUCAUGGCACACGACCAUGGAAUAUAUUAGUCGAUUUUUUCGCAGGAAGUCGAGAGAAGGUUAUUUUUUUUUCUCAUGUCAUAUAUCUGUAUAUAUAUAUAUAUUUUAUUUUUUCUUGAUUAAAAAAUCACUAAGGUAACAUCCUUUAAGUAUGAAGAUUAAUGAACGUUGAAGACGUAAAAGUUUCGUUCACAAGAGAUUUGAUUUUAUUCUGUCUUAUUAAGUUCAACUUUGUAAUCACUAUUUUUAUGUUUAUCAUCGAUUUACGUCUAACUUUUUUCUUUAUCUUUAUCUUUUUUUUUUGAGGGAGGGGUGGUUCGAGAUUCUCUUUUAAUAUCAGAAAAUUUAUGCGAACACAUAAAAGCUUUAUCUAUCGUUCGUUUGAAAAUAAAAAAAAUUUCGGCAGUUACAUAUAAAAGAACGAAUCUAUACCACAUCGAUAUGUGUAACAUCAUGAAUCCGUAACAGUAUUGCUUAAGUUUCAAUCGAUGAAAGCCAGUAAGAAAGUCUAUUGUAAUUCGUGAAUGGUCGCGACCCGACUGUAUUUAUACAUGUGCAGGUAUGGCUGUAGUUUUAGUCGGUGCGAGUCUGUUCAUAUCCUCAUAAGAAUUAAUUUCCCGACAACUGUCUACCGAUUAAAUGUCGAUAAGCCGAUAAUUACGUUUCUUUGACCUUAAGAAGAGUCAGGAGAUUUCAUAGUGCAGUGUGUCGAGUGUUAGAAAGGAUUAUGCUAUUGUGGAAAAUGCGAUUCUCUUUGGUAACGUGUCUCCUUGUCAUUGGAUUAUCAUCAUUGAUAUAUGCCGGAGAUACGGAAGAAAGUUCUGAUAUUACGAAAUUAGAAGUAGUAGAAUUGAGCGAAGCGGAAACCGAUAGCGAUACAAAGGAAUCAGAUGUUCAAAUAAAAAGAGAUUCUGGAUAUUCGUAUAAUAGACCCAAUACAAGAUCUAGAUUUCAGUCUGAUCAAUCGGGAUAUCGAGGUAGAAUCCUUACAAGAAUUCCAAGUCAAAUAAAUAGGCCAUUUAACAAAUAUGGUCCACCAAAUCAUCAGAAUUUGGGAUUGUCCAAACCCAAUUUACAUGGCCAACAACAUCGUGAUAAAUUUCAAUCUUCUCAAAAUCGUCAUCCGAAUAAUCAACAUUCCAAUAAUUUUCCAAAUCAUGGAAAUCAUUUAUGGGAUCAAGGUAUACCAAGUCCUAUAAGAAAUCUUGAUUUUGCCGAAAUUAGUCCUAUAGCCAGUCAAAACAACGAACCAUUUGGUUCAAAUACAGCUAAUUAUUUGCCACCUAGAAAUCAAAAAUUGCCAGCUUAUUCGCCAGCUGAUAACUUUUCUCCGCAAAAUACAGUAUCAACGUCGCAAAGUCAUGUCGAAGGUCACAAUUCUAAUUUACAAAAUCAAGAUAUCGUUCAAUCGCAAGGAGGUCAGAUAUCCGAUGCUGCUCUAUUUCUAACACAAAACGCACAAGCCUUACAACAAUUGUAUGGUGCUCCGGCGACCAAUCAAGAUUUCGCCCCAAAUACGAACGAUUUCGUCGAUCAAAAUAAUCAGAUUCAAAAUCCAAAUGGUCAAUUUCAACAUUUCGAGAAUAUCUCACCAAAUCCUCAAAUCUUCCGAGGACCAUUACCUGCUUACGCUUCGGGAACAUUGAAUCCUCAAGAGACACUUGAGCACAUCCAAUCAUUAGAAAAAGAUAGAUUGAUCGCGCAGCUGCAACAAGCUUUAGCUCAAUCCCAAGUUCAAUCUCCUAAUACUGAAGGUAGAUACGCUCAAAGUCAUGGCAAUUAUCCUCAGAAUCAGGAUCUCUUGGCUUCCAUUAGUACGGAAUUUCCACCGUUAGGAACAACUACCGGUCCAAUCAAAUUUCCUUUAGGUUAUGGUUUGACAACAACGACGACUCAAUCACCGGGUACCAGCACGACAACGACAAUCGCAACUUCAACCGGACGUCCUAUUCAGGCUAACAAAGGCGAUGGUACAACGCAGAUUGGUGUAAACGUGCCUGUUCCUGCUCAACCUGGAACUGCGGUCGUAAAUCCCAUAGGAUUCCCAUUGUACGGCGGGUUCGUACCAACCUUCGUAGCAAAUGUCCCUAGCUAUGGAGUUUAUGCUCCAGGCACAGUGACACCGAUACAAUCGUCAGGAUCAUCGUCUACUCACUUUGGAAUACCUAUUCCAACAGAUCAAGGAAAUAAAGGAAUUCAACCUCAGACACCUCAGCUACCUCCAAAGAUACCACCACCGUCAGCUAAUCAACCUGGAGUUGUCAGUUCAACGCCCGUUCAACAACCUGCACAUCCAAUUUCUCCUUUGCAUCCUGUUGCUACACCCAUUCAUCCUGUCCUUCCAGCAACUCCAACACACAUUCAACCAUCGAUAGGUACUAUACCAAAUCAACAUCCCACCUAUGGCCUACAAACGCCUCUUAUCAAUCCUUUGAUAUAUAAACCGAUAAAGUCUGUCUAUCCUGUCUAUUAUUAUUCAAAUGUAGCUUAUCAAUUACAAAAACCAACAUUGCCAACCUAUCCGUGGAGUUAUGCACCCUCAUACGUUUCUACAAAACCUGCUCAAAUAUGGAAAUGAAAUGAUGCUAUAUAUCUUGAACGAUACGCGACUCGUUCUCCCACGUUGUCGUGACUUGUUCACUCUCACGAAUACGAAAGAAAGGAAGAAAGGAAGAAUGAAUGAAUGAAAGAAAAAAAAAAAAAAGGAAUGAAAGAUUGAUAGAAUGGAAGAAAGAAAGUCGGUAAGAGUUUGGAAAAGACUUCGAGUACAUUUCUCGUUAAUGAAAAGAAGUAAAGAGAUAAGAUGAACGAAUGGAACUAUAGUUAAUUAAUUAUUAAGUAGAACAUCGAUGAGAGAGCUUCUUCAAUGACAUUGUUAUCGAUGACAGCUCGUAGUAUCGAAAUACGAUACGCUUUCCUCCGUACUCUCGAACGACGUUCGUGUUCCUUCUCUUAUAACUCUUAUGAUAUUUUUUAACGUUCGAGGCCAUGUACAUACAUACAUAUAUACAUACAUACAUACAUACAUACAUACAUACAUACA
Messenger RNA from Vespa crabro (European hornet), 3945 nucleotides. RefSeq lists its product as uncharacterized. The record is from RefSeq and is a predicted model, not a curated record. The coding region runs from base 1630 to 3480 and encodes 616 amino acids. Lineage: Eukaryota; Metazoa; Arthropoda; Insecta; Hymenoptera; Vespidae. The transcript is spliced from 3 exons.